GAACAACGUAUGAUCUUUUGCCUCUCUUUCUCUCUCUCUUCUUUCUCUCUCUUCUCUGAAUGGGCAUUUGGGUCUCUGUUUCAGUGCCUCUCUCUCUAUCUCUUGAACUUCAGCCUCCACAAUAUUUCGGAUAAACGCCAAACCCUAUCUAUCACUCGCUUCCGCUCUCGCUUUAGCUUCAGUUUUCAUCGAUUUCAUCUUUCUUUUGUUUUGUUGCGAAAUUCUCAUCGAUUCUUCACUGCGACUUCUUGCACUCUUCGAUGUUUUUGCAGCGAUAGAAACUUCGUUUCGGACUAUUGUAGGCCUCACAUAAAACUUGUUGCUGCGCUACCUAUGUGGUAGUAUGGUGUGUUACUGGAACGCUUUCUGAUGCUUGAUUGAUGGCGGCCAAUCAACGUAGAAAAAGAUUGAGUUCUGCCAGUGUAGUUGGUCACAGUUCAAGAGAACCAUAUAGAGUGAGAAAAAAGAAUUUGGCACUGCCACGCAGUGAUGCAAAUUUAAGACCCCAUAUUACUCUGGCAUGGGAUGGGAGUAAAAAAAGAGUUGUUUCUAAAAGGGAACAAAUUGGCAUAAGUUGGAGAAAAUUAAAACCAUUUGUUGAUUCAGUUCCCAAAGAACAAACUAUCCUGGCUGACGUUUUCGAUGUCCCUCGUGAGAUUUUUGAGUUGGAAGAUUUAUCAGAAGUUCUUUCACUUGAGGUUUGGCAUGCUUAUCUUUCAGAAAAUGAGAGGAACAAUCUGAAAAAGUUUCUUCCUGGAGAACAAGAAAAUGAGACAGACUUGGUGGGAGAGUUGUUUUCUGGGAAUAAUUUUCACUUUGGAAAUCCCCUUGUUAAAUGGGAGUCUUCACUUUGCUCUGGUGCCCUUCACCCGGAUGCAGUUCUUCAGCAUGAACAGUGCUUAAGGGCAGAUAAAAAAGCAUAUUCCCGUGAGUUACAGAAGUAUCAUAAUAAUAUGAUUGGAUAUCUGCAGAAACUGAAGGAUAGAUGUGCGAACUGCAAAGAUCCAGAGAAGGAAAUCAGACAUCAAACAUGGAGGUCAAGAAGUUCAGAAAAUAGAGUCUCCACCAGAGUGAACGAGUCCAGAUUUGACUAUCACGAGGACAAUACUAUAGCUACAUCAGAGUCUGAUUCGUGGGCUGCAGAGGAGAAAGCAUGUAGUAGUGAUAACCAGAAUUCAUUUAUGAAGGGUAGAGUAUUUUCAGAAAGGAUUUGCAAUAAAGGAUGCAAGCGAGAAAGAUUCAGAACUUCAUCCACUGCUUUAUAUGACAAGCUUAAUGUUGGUACUAGAAUUGAGGAAAAGCUACAAAAGCGCAACAUCCAGUGUAGUGAUGGCUCCAAAUAUAUGUCGUAUUUCAAGAUUAGUAAGAAGCAGCAUGACCUGGUGAAGAAUAUGAAGCAAUCCGGAUCUCUGGACCAAGUUUUAGGUGACAUACAAGCUUUUAAUGUACAACCAUAUCAAGUAUUUGUAGAGGAAGAACAGCAAAAGUUGCAUGAGCACUGGCUGCAAUUAUCAAAAGUUCAUCUCCCCGUUGCAUAUUCAAAUUGGAGAAAGAUUCAUUUACAGAGACGGGAACUGACCAAGGCGUUGGAGCAAGAUCUGAAAGACAGACAAACAUUGAUAAUGGAUGUGGACAUCGAAAGCCAUAAUAGCAUGCUUCGAGGUCAAAUUGAUACUGAAGAAACAGAUCAAAUGGAUGUGGAAGGAACAGGAAAUGAAUCUAUUGAAAAAUCAAUCGCUGGCUCCCAAAGUAGUCAAUCCUCAGAGCAGAUCAAUGGUGGGUUGGAGAUUGACAACAGUUUGGAUCCCGAAGAUCAUGACACCCUAAAUUCUGGUAAUACUAUUCUCGAAGAAUCUGGAUUAUCAAGAAAUCUGAAUGCUACAGAAUUCUCAGCCAGCCAGGGAGAGGUCCUACUUUCUGUUGGUGAUGUUUGCACACGACAAGUUAUGCCAAAGAAUUACUACAGCUCUUCUACCAGCCAUGGUUAUGCUACGUCCAGUAGUAAUUUGUCUCUUUCAAAUUCUCAUGCUUAUGACGAGCAAAAAACAAAAGUUUUCAAUGUUGAACCUGACAUGGCUGCCAGAGGUGUUGCUAAAUGUUUAUUGCCUAGACAAUCAGACGAUGGCACUUAUGUGAAACAUGGCUUCCAUGACAGGGUUAUCGGGAAAAAUGUGUUGCCUAGACAAUCAGAUAAUGGCACUUUUGUGGAACCUGAUUUGCAUAGCCGAGAUAUUGGAAAAAGUUUGUUACAUAGACAAUCAGAUGAUGGCACUUUUAGUUCUUAUGAAAAUCAAGGAAAAGAUGAGUUACUUCAUUCUGUGUUUACUAGGCAGGGAGGUCUGUCCUUCCAUCACAAGGAAAGGCACUCAGGUUUAGAUUUCCAGCCAUUAAACAAUGACUUGAUUGAAGAGAGUCAGUAUUCUAGACAUUUCCAGGAGCAGUCAGAGUUAUCGGUGCCUUUGCAGCAAAGGCGGAAGGAAGAUGGGCAAGUCUACAUUCAACAUGGUGUUCCAGGGAAUAUUUAUCCUGAUGGAAACAGGUAUCCGAAUCCUGCAACUCAGCAACAGUUACCCUCAGUUGGAAUGCAGGGCUGGGCUGUUAACUCGGUUCGCAUGCCUUCUCAUAUCCAUUUUCAUCCCAUAAAUGGUGGAAGUUUAUUAGGCGAGAACUGGUUUCCGGGCAAUCAUCAAGUCCAUGAUGGGUUUACAGGGCCAGAUGGCGUUAUAGUCCCAAAUCAGAGCAUUGGAACUGGAAGCAGCAGCACAGAUCAAACCUUAUUCAGUGUUCUAUCUCAAAGUAAUCAAUUUCGUUCCCCUUUUCACCCAAUGAGCUCGAACGGGCAAUUGAUUUCCCCGAGGAACUAUGGAAUGUUGCGAGAAGGAAAUCCCAUGAUCGGAAACGUUCUACCAGAAGCAUCCAACCCACUCAGCUACUUGGGAGGGCAUGAAAUACCAUCUCAGAGUAUGAGCUGGGUAGGCACGAGGCAUCAAAAUUCCAACUUGACUGAUCCAAUGGAGAAACCAUACUUGAGAUCAUGGAAUCAGUGAAGAGACGUAUGUGGCCAGUUGGUUUUGGUUUUGGCGUCCGGACUAGAAGAUGCAGCAAUGGCAUAAGCUAUUGGAAAAGAACGAAGAAAAAGAAACAGUGUGGAUGUUUCAAAGAGAGCUGGUUUUGUGCAAUGAAAGAUGGUAGGCUUGUUAUACAUAUACCCAAUUCAUACACAAGAAGAGAAGAAACACAGCGCCAUGUAUAUAAUCUUUAGAUAUUAGAUGAGCAGCUGGAAGAAAAGAAGAAGAAGAAGAAGAAGAUGAUGAAGAAGAAGAAAUUUGAAGUGAUGAAAAGGAUCCAGAGUACAGGUACAUUUUUGUAGCUUGUUCUUUAUUUUUAGCUCUCCUCUCUGUUCUGUUGCUUAGAAGAUAAUUUCAAUAAUUUUGGAGGCUACACAGCCAUCUGAGGCCAUGAUUCCCCUGAUUGUUUCCUUUUAUUUAUUGUUAAGUUGUUGAUUAGUUUCCUGAAGACAGUCUCGUGAGGUGGUGGUAAUAAUUGCAGCUCUACUGAGUUCUAUCUAUCUUAGUCUUUUCUUCCCUGAA
Cucurbita maxima (winter squash) is the source of this 3590-nucleotide messenger RNA. RefSeq lists its product as uncharacterized. The coding region runs from base 381 to 3047 and encodes 888 amino acids. Gene Ontology annotation, cellular component: Ino80 complex. Lineage: Eukaryota; Viridiplantae; Streptophyta; Magnoliopsida; Cucurbitales; Cucurbitaceae. The record is from RefSeq and is a predicted model, not a curated record. The transcript is spliced from 10 exons.